This is a messenger RNA of Caenorhabditis angaria, 1491 nucleotides long. The record is from the annotation of a GenBank genome assembly. Lineage: Eukaryota; Metazoa; Nematoda; Chromadorea; Rhabditida; Rhabditidae.
AUGUCUCCUGAAAAAUCCAUUAUUUUCAGCCCUGAACAAUUGGCGGUCGAAGCAUUUGGCUCAACAUCGGAAGAAUUGAAAGGAGCAGCAGCUCAAGCUCUCGGAGCCCUUGCCGUUGGAAAUUUACAAAUUUAUCUGCCAUUCAUCCUCGAAAAAAUUCGAGAAUCACCAAGAAAACAAUAUCUUCUUCUUCAUGCUCUUAAAGAAAUUAUCGUCUGGGAAUCGGCUGAAACAUCAACAAAAGUAAAUGAAUUAUUCCGAACUGCAAUUCCAGAUAUUUGGGAUAUGUUAAUUGGAAAUGCGGGAGGACAAGAAGAUGGAACACGAAAUGUUGUGGCUGAAUGUUUAGGAAGAUUAUGCUCAUUUGAUCCGAUUAAUUUGUUGCCAAAAUUGGAAGUUCAUGUUGAUUCGCCAGAUUCAAAUGUUCGAUCAACAAUUGUUUCAUCAAUCAAAUUUAUGAUAAGUAAUGAUAAACGAGCUGCGGAUUCAGUUCUUCAAAGACAUAUCGGAAGAUUUUUGGGAAAAGUUAAGGAUGAAGAUUUGAAUGUAAGAAGAGUUGCAUUAGUUGUUUUGAACUCGGCAGCUCACAAUAAACCGGCAUUGGUAAGGUUUUGAAAUCUAGGGUUUCAGACUUAAGUUCAAUCUAAACAUUUUGCAGAUCAGGGAUUUGUUAUCGCAAUUGCUUCCGGCAAUUUAUGAGGAGACACAAAUGCGAUUCGAUUUGAUUCGAGAAGUUCAAAUGGGACCAUUCAAACAUCAAGUUGAUGAUGGAUUGGAUUUGAGAAAAAGCGCGUAUGAAUGGUGAGAUUUUUGCGGGGUUUUUACAAGAAAUAUUCGAAGAAUAAAUUUCUGGAAUACUUUUUUACCCAGAAAAAAAAUUAUACGAAACAUUUUAAAGGUUUAGCUUCGUUUGUUUUUUUUUUUGAAUUUCGAAAUUGAACUCGAUUUUUUUUGUAAAAUAGUUUAGCUAGAAACUAGCUGAAACUUUAAAAUUUAUUCUAGUAUGUACACUCUGCUCGAAAACUGUUCCGAUCGAAUUGAUACCAAUGAAUUCCUCACAAUUAUGGAAAUUGGUCUAAAAGAUCAAAACAACGAUGUGAAACUGCUCAAUUAUUUAACAAUUCAAAAAAUCGCAUCAAUUGCUCCUGGCCAACUUCUUCAACGCCUCGAUAAAAUUUGCGAACCGUUGAAACAACAACUUUUUGUAAAACCAAAAGGAAAUGCGGUGAAACAAGAUUUGGAGAAAAUUGAGGAGCUCAAAAAAGCGGUGAUUCGUGUGGUUUUCACUUUGAAAGUGAAGUUGCCGGAUGUUGAAAGACAACAACAAUUUUUGGAUUUGUAUAAUACGGUGAAACACAACAAGGAAUUACAGGUAAACUUAUUUGUAUUGACCUAAAAUUAAUUUUCAUAUUUAUGCAGACAAUUUCUGAAGCUGUUGUCCGCGAAUCUCAACGUGCUGUUAUUUAUGAUGUUCCGAUGGAAACUCUUUAA